Molecule: messenger RNA, 1338 nt
Organism: Mangifera indica (mango)
Lineage: Eukaryota; Viridiplantae; Streptophyta; Magnoliopsida; Sapindales; Anacardiaceae
Product: probable prolyl 4-hydroxylase 3
Exons: 8
Coding region: 62-919 (285 amino acids)
Biological process (GO): peptidyl-proline hydroxylation to 4-hydroxy-L-proline
Cellular component (GO): endoplasmic reticulum
Molecular function (GO): procollagen-proline 4-dioxygenase activity; iron ion binding; L-ascorbic acid binding
Source: RefSeq, a predicted model, not a curated record
UCUCUGCCUUUCCAGAGUUCAAAAUUUGGCUGAUUUCUGGUAGUUCUUAGGAGUUUCAUCAAUGGCGAAAGUGAAGCAUUCUCGGCUGCAAUUCAAGAAAUUGUCAACGCUAAAGUUGGUUUUGUUCAUGCUAACAGUUGUUCUUUUAAUGUUUUUGGCUAUGGGGAUUUUCUUUCCUCCAAUAGGCGACGACAGUGAUUCUCCGCCAAAUGGUCUCAGCUUCUACAGGCGCCACACCAUUGAAAAACAUAAUAAGAUGGAGGAGGUUAGAGAGCAAUGGACUGAAGUCAUUUCUUGGGAGCCUAGAGCUUUCAUUUAUCAUAAUUUCUUGUCCAAGGCAGAAUGUGACUACCUGAUAAAUCUUGCUAAACCACACAUGGUAGCAUCAGCUGUUGUUGAUAGCGAGACUGGUCAGAGUAAACAUAGCAGGGUGCGUACAAGCUCUGGUAUGUUUCUAAGGAGAGGGCAAGAUAAAAUUAUUCGGAAUAUUGAAAAGCGGAUUGCAGACUUCACUUUCAUUCCUGUUGAGAAUGGAGAAGGACUUCAUGUCAUCCACUAUGAAGUUGGACAGCAAUAUGAGCCUCAUUAUGAUUACUUCCUUGAUAAGUUCAACAUUAAGAAUGGAGGGCAGCGGAUGGCCACUCUUCUUAUGUAUUUGUCAGAUGUUGAAGAAGGGGGUGAGACAGUGUUUCCUCAUACCAAAGCAAAUUUCAGUUCUGUGCCAUGGUGGAAUGAGUUGUCUGAAUGUGGAAAACAAGGUCUCUCGUUAAAACCAAAAAUGGGUGAUGCAUUAUUGUUUUGGAGCAUGAGGCCUAAUGCCACAGUAGAUCCUUCAAGUUUGCAUGGUGCUUGUCCUGUAAUCAGAGGGAGCAAAUGGUCAUGUACAAAGUGGAUGCAUGUCAAUGAGUACAACAUCUGAGCUAUUAUUUGUAAAGGACUUAGAAGACAUCAUUGUCUCAGGAGGGUCAUUGCUUUUAGUUUGUGUGGUUAAUGGAGCAUUCUGGCGUGGCCCUCCUAACUACCAUUUAAACAUUACAAUUGAGGUGACAUGAUUCUGCAUAUGACUGGCCUUUUUUUCUUUUUUAAAAAAAAUCUUUAUACAUGCCAUUUAGGCUGAGAGAAGUCGUCCUUCAUUUGGAAAAUAAAAUGUGGUUCAGAGGAUGUGAUCUGUUGCAACUGAUGUGUUGACAGAUUACUGAAAACAAACCAAAAAAAUUCUGAACCACUUGAUAUAUACUUCCUGAUUAAUACUAUAGUACACACAUUUUCUUACAUACACAAACAAGUUGACAAAUUAUCAUCGCAUAAUUAAUGCUUAUUGAUCUUGUUAUGUGUGUA